This is a messenger RNA of Aethalodelphis obliquidens (Pacific white-sided dolphin), 3164 nucleotides long. RefSeq names its product Rho GTPase activating protein 24 (gene ARHGAP24). The record is from RefSeq and is a predicted model, not a curated record. Lineage: Eukaryota; Metazoa; Chordata; Mammalia; Artiodactyla; Delphinidae. The transcript is spliced from 10 exons. Gene Ontology annotation, cellular component: focal adhesion. Gene Ontology annotation, molecular function: GTPase activator activity. Gene Ontology annotation, biological process: activation of GTPase activity; negative regulation of Rac protein signal transduction; wound healing, spreading of epidermal cells. The coding region runs from base 425 to 2671 and encodes 748 amino acids.
UUUCUAACUUCUGGGACUCUUUGCGCAACUGCUAGGAUUUCUCAAGUGCAUGUGGCAACUCAGUCCAGCUCCGGGUGGAAACCGGCGGGGCUUCGGAGGGUCUCGAAGGCCAGGGGAGCUGUCAAGGCUGCAGCGGGGACCGGGGAGUAUCGAGGCACAGGCGGCUGGGGGGAAAACACCCACAAUUUCCACCCCAGCCGCAGCUCCUUCUGCCGCCGCGUAUUUCUUCCAAAACUACAGCUGCGGAGCUACCAAGUGCAUGGGGCACAACACUUCCCCUUAUUGUGGGAAGUAAGGAGGCUGCUCUCCCCCUUUUUUCUUUUCCUUUUUUCCCCCGGCUUGUCUUGGGGGCCUUUUUCUUCGGAGCAGUCGCCGUCCCCCGUCUGUCGUGCGCUCCGAGGAGGGAAAGUCCAUCAGCUUGGUAAUGGAGGAGAGCAAUGACUCCAUGGAGAACCCCCAACAAGGCCAAGGGCGGAACAAUGCCAUGAAGUGUGGGUGGCUGAGGAAGCAGGGAGGCUUUGUCAAGACUUGGCAUACCCGUUGGUUUGUGCUCAAAGGAGAUCAACUCUAUUAUUUCAAAGACGAAGAUGAAACCAAGCCCUUGGGUACUAUUUUUCUGCCUGGAAAUAAAGUCCUUGAACAUCCCUGCAAUGAAGAGAGCCCAGGGAAAUUCCUUUUUGAAGUAGUUCCAGGAGGUGAUCGAGAUCGGAUGACAGCAAAUCAUGAGAGCUACCUCCUUAUGGCGAGCACCCAGAAUGAUAUGGAAGACUGGGUCAAGUCCAUCCGCCGAGUCAUAUGGGGACCAUUUGGAGGAGGCAUUUUUGGACAGAAACUGGAAGAUACUGUCCGUUAUGAGAAGAGAUACGGACACCGUCUGGCUCCAAUGUUGGUGGAGCAGUGCGUGGACUUUAUCCGACAAAGGGGGCUGAAGGAAGAGGGUCUCUUCCGACUGCCGGGCCAGGCUAACCUUGUCAAGGAGCUGCAGGAUGCCUUUGACUGUGGAGAGAAGCCAUCCUUUGACAGCAACACAGAUGUACACACAGUGGCAUCACUUCUUAAACUGUAUCUCCGAGAACUUCCAGAACCGGUUAUUCCUUAUGCCAAGUAUGAGGAUUUUUUGUCUUGUGCCAAACUGCUCAGCAAGGAAGAGGAAGCUGGUGUUAAAGGAUUAGCAAAGCAGGUGAAGAGCUUGCCAGUGGUCAAUUACAACCUUCUCAAGUAUAUUUGCAGGUUCUUGGAUGAAGUACAGUCCUAUUCAGGAAUUAACAAAAUGAGUGUGCAGAACUUGGCUACUGUCUUUGGCCCUAAUAUCCUGCGCCCCAAAGUGGAAGAUCCUUUGACCAUUAUGGAGGGCACUGUGGUGGUCCAACAGUUGAUGUCAAUGAUGAUUAGCAAACAUGAUCGCCUCUUCCCCAAAGAUGCAGAGUUGCAAAGUAAGCCCCAGGAUGGAGUGAGCAACAACAACAAUGACCUUCAGAAGAAAGCCACCAUGGGUCAGCUACAAAACACGGAGAACAAUAAUACCAAGGACAGUCCUGGAAGACGGUGCUCUUGGGACAAGUCUGAGUCUCCCCAGAGAAGCAACAUGGAUAACGGAUCCCCCACAGCUCUAUCAGGCAGCAAAACCAACAGCCCAAGGAAUAGCGUUCACAAACUGGAUGUCUCUAGGAGCCCCCCUCUCAUGGUCAAAAAGAAUCCCGCCUUCAAUAAGGGCAGUGGGAUAGUCACCAAUGGGUCCUUCAGCAGCAGUAAUGCAGAAGGACUUGAGAAAGCCCAAACCACUCCCAAUGGGAGCUUACAGGCCAGAAGGACCUCUUCCCUGAAGGGGUCUGGUACCAAAAUGGGCACCCACAGUGUACAGAACGGAACGGUGCGGAUGGGCAUUUUGAACACAGAUACCCUCGGGAACCCCGUGAAUGGUCGCAGCAUGAGCUGGCUGCCCAAUGGCUACGUGACCCUGAGGGAUAACAAGCAGAAAGAGCAAGCUGGAGAGUCGGGCCAGCACAACAGACUCUCCACCUAUGACAACGUCCACCAACAGUUCUCCGUGAUGAGCCUUGACGACAAGCAGAGCAUCGACAGUGCCACCUGGUCCACUUCCUCCUGUGAAAUCUCCCUCCCUGAGAACUCCAACUCCUGCCGCUCCUCCACCACCACCUGCCCGGAACAAGACUUUUACGGUGGGAAUUUUGAGGACCCCGUUUUGGAUGGGCCCCCACAGGACGACCUUUCCCACCCCGGGGACUAUGAAAACAAAAGUGACCGGAGGAGUGUGGGUGGUCGAAGUAGUCGUGCCACCAGCAGCAGCGACAACAGUGAGACUUUUGUUGGCCACACCAGCAAUCACAGCGCACUGCAUAGUUUAGUGUCCAGCCUGAAGCAGGAAAUGACCAAACAGAAGAUAGAGUAUGAGUCCAGGAUAAAGAGCUUAGAACAGCGAAACUUGUCUUUGGAAACAGAAAUGAUGAGCCUCCACGAUGAACUGGAUCAAGAAAGGAAAAAGUUCACAAUGAUAGAAAUCAAAAUGCGAAAUGCUGAGCGAGCAAAAGAAGAUGCAGAGAAGAGAAAUGACAUGCUUCAGAAAGAAAUGGAGCAGUUUUUUUCCACAUUUGGGGAGCUGACAGUGGAACCCAGGAGAACCGAGAGAGGAAACACGAUAUGGAUCCAGUGAGGCUGAUUUCUCCCACUGUCUCCAGUGGCUCUGGGGAAGACUCUGGGGGUUCUGGUGGGAAUAUUAUAUAGGAUCAGGUGGCUGGUCACCUGGCUGUACAGAGUUCUAACUGGGGAAGACAUAUCAUUUACAGACAUUGCCCAUUCAUAUCUGCAAUGUGUACCAAAGUUGUAUCAUGCCCCAUAAUGCUACUGUCAAGUGUUACAACUGGAUAUGUGUAUAUAGAGUAGUUUUUAAAAAGUAAACUAAAAAUGAGAAACAUAUCUCAAUAAUUAUUUUAUUGCAAGUCUUGUAUUUAAAAUGUUAAAUCAGUAUGUCAUUGCAGUUUAGCUUGCUUUCAAGCUUCACCCCUUGCACUUAAGCUAUUUUUGGCAUUGUGUUAUCAUCAGCUUAUUUUAUAGAUCAAUAUUUUUAUUUCCCCUUUUGCUGAGGAAAUGAAAAUAAGCAGAUAUAUAAAUAUAUAUAAGAUGAGUUAUUAAAAUCAAAAAGAAUA